AUGGCGAAGCAGAAGGCGCCCAAGUCGCGCGCCGCGGCGAAGGACGCUGCUAAGAAGAUGAGAUCGUCGCCCAACACGCGCACGGCCACGUACUUCAACGCCAACGGUUUUCCCAACAUUAGCCAAACCACCGUCUCGCGCAUGGUCCGCGACGAAGCCCGAUGGCGCACUAUGGCUGAGAAGACUGUCUGUCUCGAGGUUGUUCGCGAACGUCCCGUGCGCUACGUCGACGACGAAGAUGCCUGA
This is a messenger RNA of Saprolegnia diclina VS20, 246 nucleotides long. RefSeq lists its product as hypothetical. The transcript is spliced from 2 exons. The record is from RefSeq and is a predicted model, not a curated record. NCBI's taxonomy places the organism in Eukaryota, Oomycota, Saprolegniomycetes, Saprolegniales, Saprolegniaceae. Bases 1 to 246 code for a protein of 81 amino acids.